Rhinopithecus roxellana (golden snub-nosed monkey) is the source of this 2538-nucleotide messenger RNA. RefSeq names its product solute carrier family 43 member 1 (gene SLC43A1). NCBI's taxonomy places the organism in Eukaryota, Metazoa, Chordata, Mammalia, Primates, Cercopithecidae. Gene Ontology annotation, molecular function: L-amino acid transmembrane transporter activity; neutral L-amino acid transmembrane transporter activity. Gene Ontology annotation, biological process: transmembrane transport; neutral amino acid transport. The coding region runs from base 277 to 1959 and encodes 560 amino acids. The transcript is spliced from 15 exons. The record is from RefSeq and is a predicted model, not a curated record.
AUCCACUUCUUCCAAGCCCGGCUUCGCAGACCUCUGGCCCCCGGCGGGUUCCCAGUUCCCCGGCUUCUUCCGAGGGGACAGCGGAGGCGAGGCCACCGGGCUGUCAGGCUGAAGCUCCGUGGCAGCCGGGUCCCGCACGCAGAGAAGACCCCAGCGCGGGCGCGGCUCAGGGCUGGGCCAGCGGGACUCCGGACGCGCCGCGAAGGCGUUGCGCUCCCCGAGGCGUCCGCUGCUGCUGGCUGCUCAUUUGCCGGUGACCGGAGGCUCGCGGCCAGCAUGGCCCCCACGCUGCAACAGGCAUACCGGAGGCGCUGGUGGAUGGCCUGUACGGCUGUGCUGGAGAACCUCUUCUUCUCUGCUGUACUCCUGGGCUGGGGCUCUCUGCUGAUCAUGCUGAAGAACGAGGGCUUCUAUUCCAGCAUGUGCCCAGCUGAGAACAGAACCAACAGCACCCAGGAUGAGCAGCGCAGGUGGCCGGGCUGUGACCGGCAGGACGAGAUGCUCAACCUGGGCUUCACCAUCGGUUCCUUUGUGCUCAGCGCCACCACCCUGCCACUGGGGAUCCUCAUGGACCGCUUUGGCCCCCGACCCGUGCGGCUGGUUGGCAGCGCCUGCUUCGCUGCGUCCUGCACCCUCAUGGCCCUGGCCUCCCGGGACGUGGAAGUUCUGUCUCCAUUGAUAUUCCUGGCGCUGUCCCUGAAUGGCUUUGGUGGCAUCUGCCUAACGUUCACUUCACUCACGUUGCCCAACAUGUUUGGGAACCUGCGCUCCACAUUAAUGGCCCUCAUGAUUGGCUCUUAUGCUUCUUCUGCCAUCACAUUCCCAGGAAUCAAGCUGAUCUACGAUGCCGGUGUGGCCUUCGUGGUCAUCAUGUUCACCUGGUCUGGCCUGGCCUGCCUUAUCUUUCUGAACUGCGCCCUCAACUGGCCCGUCGAAGCCUUUCCUGCCCCUGAGGAAGUCAAUUACACGAAGAAGAUCAAGCUGAGUGGGCUGGCCCUGGACCACAAGGUGACAGGUGACCGCUUCUACACCCAUGUGACCACCGUGGGCCAGAGGCUGAGCCAGAAGGCCCCCAGCCUGGAGGACGGGUCGGAUGCCUUCAUGUCAUCCCAGGAUGUUCGGGGCAUCUCAGAAAACCCUCCUGAGAGGUCUGUCCCCUUCCGCAAGAGCCUCUGCUCCCCCAUUUUCCUGUGGAGCCUCCUCACCAUGGGCAUGACCCAGCUGCGGAUCAUCUUCUACAUGGCUGCCAUGAACAAGAUGCUGGAGUACCUUGUGACUGGAGGCCAGGAGCAUGAGAUGAAUGAACAGCAGCAACAAAAGGUGGCAGAGACAGUUGGGUUCUACUCCUCCAUCUUCGGGGCCAUGCAGCUGUUGUGCCUUCUCACCUGCCCCCUCAUUGGCUACAUCAUGGAUUGGCGGAUCAAGGACUGCGUGGACGCCCCAACUCAGCGCACUGUCUUCGGAGAUGCCAGGGACGGGGUUGCUACCAAAUCCAUCAGACCGCGCUACUGCAAGAUCCAAAAGCUCACCAAUGCCAUCAACGCCUUCACCCUGACCAACCUGCUGCUUGUGGGUUUUGGCGUCACCUGCCUCAUCAACAACUUACACCUCCAGUUUGUGACCUUUGUUCUGCACACCAUUGUUCGCGGUUUCUUCCACUCGGCCUGUGGGAGUCUCUAUGCUGCAGUGUUCCCAUCCAACCACUUUGGGACGCUGACAGGCCUGCAGUCCCUCAUCAGUGCUGUGUUCGCCUUGCUUCAGCAGCCACUUUUCAUGGCGAUGGUGGGACCCCUGAAAGGAGAGCCCUUCUGGGUGAAUCUGGGCCUCCUGCUAUUCUCACUCCUGGGAUUCCUGUUGCCUUCCUACCUCUUCUACUACCGUGCCCGGCUCCAGAAGGAGUACACUGCCAAUGGCAUGGGCCCACUGAAGGUGCUUAGUGGCUCUGAGGUGACUGCAUAGACUUCUGAGACCAAGGGACCUGCAUGACAGGCAAUCAAGGCCUGAGCAACCAAAAGGAGUGCCCCAUAUGGCUUUUCUACCUGUAACAUGCACACAGAGCCAUGGCCGUGGAUUUAUAAAUACCAAGAGAAGUUCUAUUUUUGUAAAGACUGCAAAAAGGAAACAAACAAACAAAACCUGCAAAAAGGUCCCCCAAAGCAACGCUCCAUUGACUGAAGACAGUCCCUGUCCUAGAGGGGUCGAGCCUUCUUCCUCCUUGGGUUGGAGGAGACCAGGAUGUGGAGCUGCCUCUUAUCUCUUUCUAGGGGUCUGCUUCCUGGUGCCUCUUGGGGGGAUCCGUAAACAGGCUAUCACUAAGGUCCCAUGCGCCAUGAGUCUGCACACAUGCAUGUGUCUGUGUGUGUGCGAAUGUGAGAGAGACACAGCCCUCCUUUCAGAAGGAAAGGGGGCCUGAGGUGCCGACUGUGUCCUGGGUUGGGGGUUGGAGGUCAGCCCCUUCCAGGGGUAGGAGGGCGGGUUCCCUCUCUGGUGCUGCUUCUUGCAAGUCUUAGAGGAAAUAAAAAGGGAAGUGAGAGACUG